UUGUAUGUCACCAGAAGAGGCAAGAAACAUCGUGGCGACAGCGUCGUGCAUUACGAGACUUCGGACGUCACUGCACAGGCCGGACAUGAUUACGUGAAAACGAGUAGUACGCUGAGAUUUGUUGGACAGGAAUACGAAAAGUACAUCGACAUAGAGAUCAUCGAUGACAAACAGGACGAAAAAGAUGAGACCUUCAAUGUUGAGCUGACAUCACUGGAAGACAGUGAAGCGACACUCGGCGGCAAACGUCGUGCACUAGUCACCAUCGUAUCAGACGACAAUGCUCUAAUGAACAUCGUAAAUGUCCACAAACUUAUGGGGCAUUACAUGGACAAGCUUUCACCAUAUAGCGCGUCAUGGAUGGACCAAAUUCGCUCGGCCGUAUCUGUAGAUGCUGGCGAUAUAGAGCAUGCCACCCUUGGCGAUUGUAUAAAGCACGGAUUAGCGUUUCCAUGGAAGUUCAUUUUCUGCUUCGUUCCUCCUCCUAGCAUGCUCGGUGGAUGGCUGUGCUUCUUUGUUGCUUUAGCACUCAUCGGUCUCCUUACGGCCAUCGUUGGUGACUUCGCAUCCAUUUUUGGUUGUAUGGUCGGAAUGAAAGACGCUAUCACUGCCAUUACCCUCGUUGCGUUAGGGACCAGUCUUCCAGACACUUUCGCUUCAAAAAUUGCUGCUGAAAACGAUGACUCUGCUGACAAUGCCGUGGGU
Messenger RNA from Cylicostephanus goldi, 705 nucleotides. NCBI's taxonomy places the organism in Eukaryota, Metazoa, Nematoda, Chromadorea, Rhabditida, Strongylidae. The record is from the annotation of a GenBank genome assembly.